GUCAGUCUGACACACUGCUAUUGUAUAACACGGGCUUUUGCCUCUUUUCCAGAGAGAGAGAGAGUGAGGGGGGAGCGGCUGCAUCCUCCCCCGUUUCUUGUUUGGAGGUAAAGGGACACAGACGGGAGCGGAGCGGCGGAGGACCUGCACAUGUCGGCUCGGUGAGGCAGCGUUUGUUUCCCCGCCCUGAUACGGUUGGAGGACGGGCAGGAGCAGGAGGAGGAACCGCGACAUUUACAUCUCCCGAGAUAAUAAUAACCUCACGUUAUAAUAAAAUUGGCUCAUGUGAAGGUGCGGCCCAUGUGAGGGUCGACAGAGGAUGCGUUAAAAGCGAGGAGGACGACAGUGAUGCGGCAGCCGAGGUGGGCCCCGACUGAUGAUUUCAUAUCAACAUCCACCAAGAGGCUGUAAACUGACCUGGAGUCUGCUGCUUUGUUUUUUUUCAUGUGGAUAAACAGCAGGAGGGCAAUCAGUUAUUAUUGAUUAUUCUAUUUUUUUCUGUUUUCACAUCAGGAUAAGAAACACAUCCUGAUUCAGGCCCAUGACUCGUGUGUGUGUGUGUGACGCCAAUACAGCAGCACAGAGGUGUGUGUGUCUGUGAGUGUGUGUGAGUGUAUGUGUGAAGAGACGCGCCUGCAUGUCUGAGCAUCAUCUGGAGGCUGUGCAGGCUGCUCCUCCACGGGGAUGACACACACGCGAUUUUCCAUCCGUGCGUAAAGACAAGAAGAGGAAGAGCCAGAGAUGCUGCUGCUGCUGCUGACAUUUCCAGUCCGGCUCUGAUACCGACAACGAGGCAUCUAGAAAAGAAAUCCACCUCUCCUCCGCCUCUGCACCUCUCCCCCCUUCCUCUCCUCCCCUUUACUUCUCAUCCCCUUCCUCCCCUCCUCCCCCCUCCCUCCCGGAGCGUCUGUAUCAUUCUGAUCAAUUGAUAAUCCAUCAGUGAUUCAGAGAGCCCUGUACUCACUCCUGCGUCCUCCCCUCACUUCACCCUGCUGUGUACAUCCUCUCCAACGCCUCUUUUUAAGCGCCCGCACGCGUAAAGGCGCACCGCCGUCCACAGCCACAAUGGAGACGACCAAGCUGCCCCCGUCCAGCCCGUCCUCGCCGACCACCAGCUUCUCGGUGCCCUCCGCGGAGAAGGUGGACGGCUUCCCGCGCCGGUCCAUGCGCAGGGCCCGGCAGAGGAGGUCCCACAGCUCGUCCCAGUUCCGCUACCAGAGCUCCCAGGUGGAGCUCACCCCGCUGCCCCUGCUUAAAGACGCCCCGGUGGCAGAGCUACACGACCUGUUCUGCAAGAAGCUGCAGCAGUGCUGUGUGCUGUUCGACUUCCUGGACUGCGUGGCUGACCUGAAGGGGAAGGAGAUCAAACGUGCGGCGCUCAAUGAGCUGGUGGAGAGUGUGGCCACCAGCAGAGGCGUCCUCAUAGAGCCUCUCUACCCAGAGGCCAUAAAGAUGAUCUCGGUAAAUAUCUUCCGGACUCUCCCACCCAGCGAGAAUCCAGAGUUUGACCCUGAAGAAGAUGAGCCGACACUGGAAGCUUCCUGGCCUCAUCUGCAGCUGGUGUACGAGUUCUUUCUGCGUUUCCUGGAGAGCCCGGACUUCCAGCCCUCCAUGGCCAAACGCUAUGUCGACCAGAAGUUUGUCUUGCAGCUCCUGGAGCUGUUCGACAGCGAGGACCCCAGGGAGCGGGAGUACCUUAAGACCAUCCUGCACCGUGUCUAUGGAAAACUACUGGGCCUCCGAGCCUACAUCCGCAAACAAAUCAACAACAUCUUCCUCAGGUUCAUAUAUGAAACUGAGCACUUCAACGGAGUCGCAGAGCUGCUGGAAAUCCUCGGCAGCAUCAUAAAUGGCUUCGCCCUGCCUCUGAAGGCCGAACAUAAGCAGUUCCUGGUCCGGGUCCUCAUCCCACUGCACACGGCAAAGUCCCUUUCUAUCUUCCAUGCACAGCUGGCCUACUGUGUGGUGCAGUUUAUGGAGAAAGAUGCUACAGUCACUGAAUAUAUCAUCAGAGGGCUGCUCAAGUACUGGCCCAAAACCUGCACGCAGAAAGAGGUGAUGUUCCUGGGGGAGAUCGAGGAGAUCCUGGAUGUGAUCGAGCCGUCUCAGUUCAUCAGGGUCCAGGAGCCGCUCUUUAAGCAGAUCGCAGCCUGUAUCUCCAGCCCUCACUUCCAGGUAGCGGAGAGAGCCCUUUACUUCUGGAACAACGAAUACAUCCUCAGUCUGAUAGAGGAGAACUGUCAAGUCAUCCUGCCGCUGGUGUUCGCCACCCUCUACAGAGUCUCCAAGGAGCACUGGAACCAGACCAUCGUGUCUCUGAUCUACAACGUGCUGAAGACCUUCAUGGAGAUGAACAGCAAGCUGUUUGAUGACCUCACUGCCUCCUACAAAGUGGAGAAACAGAAAGAGCUGAAGCGAGAGAGGGAACGCACCGAGCUCUGGCGAGACCUGGAGGAGCAACAGGAGCGCCGCAUGCAGAUGCUCACCGAGGCCGCCCGGAACCAGCGUAACCUCCAGGAGCGGGGCGAGAGAGGGGACCCGCCGACCCCGUCGUCCCCGCAGACGGCCCACUCCGACCAGCCCGAGCCCAAACCCAGCGGGGCCUCCACUGGAGCCGGGGAAAGCGCCACCUAGGUGCUGCUCCGCGGGGAUUGCGUAACACAGGGGUCAGGGGGGGACAGGGAGAAGACGUGAAGUUGCUGGUGUGUAGUGAUGGGGGACAGAGAAAGGUACCAAACAAAUCCUCUCUUUUUCUAUCUUGCAUCAUCGAGUGCACAAACUCAGUGAUCCAAGGUAGAAAAAAAAAAGCAAGACGUACCCUUUUUUCCGGACAGAGUUGUGUGAAACUGGUUCACUUUUUGCUGUACACACAUCAUGUCGCAGAUCAGAAGAUGAAUACCGUCCAAAAGUGCAGACCGUCAUUUCAAAGUCACCGCUGGUUGAUUCAACUGCAGGGUCGGUGCCGAAAACGGUAAACUCUGGCCUGCUUCCAAACCUGCCUCGAAACAAGAGAUGAGAUUUCUCUUUUGGUGCAAAACUAACCGACUUCAACACGCGUCUAACUUGUCCCCACAUUUAACCAACCGAGUCUGUACUGUGGCCUCGUAUUUAUCUUUUGCUCACAGAUGCUUAUUUCAUGCGUGGAUAGCACAAUACAUUAAUACACAAAAGAAGCAAUUUCACACAAAGGUCCCAAAACUGUUGCCGCGCAGACCAGACAUACACACACAUACACACUCAGACACACACAAACCAGACUGAUACUUGCUGUAAAUAUGAAAUAGCUACAGAGUGUAUCCAGGUCAAACAAUCUCACACAAAUUGAUUCAUGCACCAAAAUAUCUCUCACACACACACACACACACACAAACACACACACAGUCCAUGUUGACUCAACUUCUGGUUCUGGCGCUAACUCCGCUCCCAUUCUGUCGGGUCCCACGAAAAGGUCCAACCGAUGAAGAUGAUGAUAAUGAUAUAAAGUACAAUAAUGUUCCUUCUUCUUACUUGUUACUCUACUACUACUACUCUACUCUACUCUAAGUACUACUGAUGAUGAUGAUAAUGUUUUUAUAUAUAUACAUAUGUCUCUGGAUAUUUCUGUAGUGUAUUAAGGGAGAAACACUAGUGUAGCAGAUACCACGAAGGGGGAAGGCCGGCUCGAAGUCUGAUCUCACAUCACAUGUUAAAUGUACGAGGCCAUAAUGUGGGCGCUGUAAUUCAGUGGCCUUCCCCUAUAACAGACCUUAAAGAGGCGACUGGAUUUGUGGUGGCUGCUUUUCUUUUAUUUUGAAAUGUUCGAUGCCCAUGGUGGUGGAUGACCUGCGUUAAAAAAUCCCCCCAAAAUUCCAAGUUUGAAGAACAACACUAUACAUAUCUUUUUCAAAGCGGUUUUCUUGCCAACAAAGGGAAUCUUUUAAUUCACCAAAUCACGUUGUGAGGCCUUGCGAAGCCAAUUGUUUUAGAUUAUUUCAUUUUAAUUCUUGCUUUCUUCACGGAGGGGGCUCUUUUUGUUAAUGUCGAUCAGCGCGAGACAGAAAUAACGUCAUCUCAGUCGGCUGCUAGCAGACCUCCCGGCAUUUUGGACCCGGCACACGCCAUUUAGAACGUCUAUUUCUAAAUGGAUAAAACUGAAGACAAGAGACUGCGAAAGAGUUUAUCUCUAUAGACGUCUCUAUGCCUUCUCAUUAACAACAUUAAUGGCAUUCUGCAGGAAACUGUUGGAAAAACUCGGCAACUGGUUUGCCAAGGCAAAGAAGCGUGCACAAGCCUGAAGUGGUGCUCAUGAAGGAAAGUAAGCUCGUGCCAUAAGUGGUCUAUUUGUGUUUCCUCUUCUUCUUCUUUGCCUUUUAUAUGGUGCUAUGGUUAAACUUUUCUCUGUAGCGUAUACACUGAAUCACAGCGCCUCAAAGGGGAGACAUCAUGUUGACGUGACAGUUGGCCUGCCCAUUUACCAGUCCGUCUAACAUAACCGUAGUUUAACAGCGCCCCCUGCUGUCGAUCAAGAUUUUAAAUCACAUCGACGCAAACAACGCAAACAAAAGGAUGAGGACCCACUACCAAAAACAACAUUCCACAGCGCCUCUUCUGGUCAAAAAACUUUAAAAGCGCUCCUUUAAUUUGGGUGUUUCCGUACACAAGGAAACUUUUUUCAGAAUGUCUUGGUUAAGCUGAAGUUCAGAUCACUCCAGCGUACAACCAAACAGAAUCCGAGCAGAUUAGCACGUCUCGCACAACAUGGCGGCCACCAGAGGACGAAGGACGUGCACGACGCGCGUCUCAAACCAAAAGAAAAACCACCACAAUCCAGUUGGAUCUCUGAACCCAGAGCGUCUGCGUGUUCCUUUCGGCUCAGCAGACCUGACGCUGCUAGAUGGCGACCAUGAUGAUGAUAACUUUUUCGGUGUGAACCAACAAAAAAUCUGUUUAUUCUUGUCUGACUAUUAUGAAAGAGCGAUGGGGUAAGAAGAGAGGGUGGAAAAAAAAAACAGAAAAAAAUUAUUUUAGCAAUAUUUUCAUUCUUUCAGGAUAAUCUGUGUUUCUCGGGGGCUAAACAAGAGGUGGGUGUCACACUCGCACGUUUACCCCCCGCACUCGUUUUUACUCCUGUUGCGUCCUUGAUAUUCACAUUGUCUUAAAGGUACUUUCUGUGUACAUUUAUUUGAUGAAAAAAAUGAUUUUCGCUUUGUAAUUAUGUUGUUUAUUUUUUGGGUUUUUGUAUGAUCUUGUUCAUUUUGUGUAAAACUGAUACUGAUGCUAUUUAUUUUCUAUUUGAUCAGGAAAUGUAACCUUAUUUGAAGAUGAAGGUCAGGUUGUGUAUGUGCGCAUGUGUGUGUGUGUGUGUGUGUGUGUGUGUGUGUGUGUGUGUGUGAGUGUGAGAGUUAGAGUGUUGGUGUGUAACCAGUGAGUGAGUCGGCGAGCCGUAGAUGUGUGUAGAUGGAGCGAUAGGGAACGAUCUCUGUCCUUGUCUCCUUCCUGAAAGACAGGGUUUGAAUCCGAAUGUAUCGUUAAACUAAUCGAUUGUUUUUUAAUCGCCUGAGACGCAGAGGCGCCCGUCGGCUGCCUCAUAAACCAAACGUUCAAAAACUCUUUCAGACCAGCAGUUUUAUCCAAAAACGCUCACCUCACAUCACGCCUGAGUCAACGAGGUUUUUGAAAUCCAUUGAAGUGACAGCCCUCAGUUUGGCAUGCAACGUUUUAUUUAGCUGUUAGUCAUCGAUUCAGAAGUUCUUAUCAUGCACCUUUUAAGUUUGGUUGACUCAUUCUGGUGAUAUCCGGCUGUGGUAACACCUAAUCUGCCACUGCACCCUCAUCCACAAGAGGGUGCUAUUCACAACUGUUUCAUGCUAUUUGCAGGUAUGUAAUCCAUCAUGCAGGUUACGACUUUUGUCUGUUUUCUCGAGGUACCACAUUGAUGUAUGCUGAUGGAUUAGGUGUAACCACAGCCUCAUACCAGUGAACACCUCCAAACCCACGUCUGUAGACACCGUAAACCAAACCUUUCCAUUUAGUUGGAUUUCAAUAAUUGUUUUGAUUCAGGCAGCAACAAAAAAAAAGCUAAAAAAAGAAAAAAACACAACCGAAAGAGACAAAACGUGACCUCACUGUCAUAAAACUGAGCUUGUUUAUAUUUUCUUUUGGCUAAAGCUUAUUCACAAACCCUCUUGAUUGUUAUUGUCAGUCAGUCUGCUGACUCGUGGGGGGAAAAACUGAACCCCAGCUCCCACUGUUUUAGAAAUCUCAGUGAUAUUGAAAUCAAUAGUAGGCCUAAUCCUUCAGCUCUGGCAUUCCGUCGUCCAUUUUAGAGCCACUCCAGAACAAGAAGCAAGAGAGUAGAGAGUGGGCGUAGAGAGAUCUGGUUGUCCAAUCGCGUCAGACGACAUUUUCUUCCUUUUUAAAAACUUUAAAUCGGAGAGGAGGUGCGAGUGGAUUCGAUGAAUACAGCCGGUAAAGAUUAAAACGCAGUGGAGAGCGACAGAGGAAUGACAAGACAAAGUUAAACCCAAUAGAAUGGCAAUAAGUCAGAGCAACAGUAACAAUGGAAAUGUGAUGUUACCGAACACCUACAACCGCAUUACGUAGCAAUUUCACUCAAUUUCUAGAUUUGCACUGUCUGCCCAAUGGUCUGUGUUUGUUUUGAUGAAGAAAAAGCUUAGGGAAGAUGCAGGAGAAGAAGAAGAAGAAGAAGAAGAAGAAGAAGAUGUAUAUUUUGGGGACCAACACAAUGGUGUGUGUG
Molecule: messenger RNA, 6736 nt
Organism: Platichthys flesus (European flounder)
Lineage: Eukaryota; Metazoa; Chordata; Actinopteri; Pleuronectiformes; Pleuronectidae
Gene: ppp2r5b
Product: protein phosphatase 2, regulatory subunit B', beta
Exons: 13
Coding region: 1066-2634 (522 amino acids)
Biological process (GO): protein dephosphorylation; signal transduction
Cellular component (GO): cytosol; nucleus; protein phosphatase type 2A complex
Molecular function (GO): protein phosphatase activator activity
Source: RefSeq, a predicted model, not a curated record